Cadophora gregata is the source of this 1776-nucleotide messenger RNA. RefSeq lists its product as uncharacterized. Lineage: Eukaryota; Fungi; Ascomycota; Leotiomycetes; Helotiales; Ploettnerulaceae. The record is from RefSeq and is a predicted model, not a curated record. The coding region runs from base 1 to 1776 and encodes 591 amino acids. The transcript is spliced from 3 exons.
AUGGCCAGCAAUGACUCCGCGGCUUCAGAUCUCCAGGGGAGUAGGAAUAGCAGCACUGGGGGCAUGGACCUGCAGUUCGUCAGCAUGAAUGCAUCUUCCCCGCUCGAGAAGCAGCGGAACAAGAAAAUCAUCCGAUCCACGGCAAUGAGGAGUUUUCGCCGUAAAAAGACGCCCCCAAAGGUCCAAGAGAAGCCAACCCUCGUUAGAGAAGUCAGUCAAGAUGGUGCGGUUCUUAUUUCAUCUCAGUCCAGUCUGAAUUAUAAUUCGCGUCUUGAUCGGACGAUCGAAAAUCCAUAUAUCAGCACCAAUGGUACCGAGUUCCCCUCGAAUACGUCUUGGUCGUAUCCGACGUCAGAUUCUUCCAGGCCCUGCAGUAAUAAUGGCGAGAGCAACUCAGUGUCUGUUUCCGACGAGGAAAAUGGUCUGGAGAGACGACUUCCUGAUCACUCGCCGACUCCAUCGUCCAUUACUGGCAGUCCAAUAUCACCGCUAGGAGCAGGAAGGGUAGAUCCAUUCAGAAUAUACCCUGUAGGUGGGAAAAGUAAUAUACCAGAAUUGUUCGAUCACUCUGUUGCAAUCUUAUGGCCAGGUCUUGGUCCUGAGACUCAAAUGCCCACAGCAUGGUUUCGUAAAGCCUGGGAAAAGCCCAUCCUGAUGCAUGCCCUGGCCUUCGGUGCCAUCGUCCACAUGGACGUUCUCCGAAGUCCCCGAAUCAGUCUUGAAAAUCCUCUUCGCCUCUUCCACAAAGUGCAGACCAUGACACUGCUGAAAGAAGAGAUGAAGAACCCCGAUGCAACAGCUUUAGAUGACGUGAUAUUGGCUGUCCUGGCUCUGAGUACGAAUGAGGUUGAGACGGUAGCAAAUCACAUGAAGGAGAAGGUUCGCUCGCCUUUCAACUCGCCGCUUCCGAGUAUCCAGUGGCUUGAUGUGUAUGGUAGCAUCACGCACGUGAAGGCACAUACGCUGGCAAUGCGAUCUCUGGUCGCUCGUCGAGGCGGCUUGGAGAAUGUAGAGCUACCAGGAUUAGCGGAGACUCUCUCUCUUUCAGAUGUCCUUGGAGCGACUCAGAGUCUUUGUAGACCACACUUUCCUCUGCUCGCCGCCGCCAAGGACCUUCCCGCACUCGAAAUCGACCGAAUGUUGAGACUUUCCUUGAGGAAUCUAGGGCGAGGAUUUGAAAGCUUGAAUCCGUUCGGAAUCAAUGAAUCCGCGCUGGGAGUUAUUCGAAAUAUGGUGGAUGUGAGCAUGGUCAUUGAUGGCCACACGAGAGGGGUAAGGCCUAUUACAGACAUGGCAGCAUUUGUUCUUAAGCGAAAUGCGACACAGCACAGUCUGAUGUCGCUGGCGUCUGGGGAAGAGCUCGGAGUUGGCGAAGUAAGCAGUAUCUGUCUGUACGAUUCCAUUCGCCAUGCAGUGAUGAUAUACAGCACUGCCGUAACCUUUCCAUUACCACCUCUAACAGGUAUCUUUGGAAAGUUGGCGACGGCAUUAAAGAAUAUCAUGGAAACGUCGAAGUUUGAUCCUUGUUGGCAGCUGUGUCCCAAGACAUUACUGUGGAUCUUGGUUUUGGGUGGUAUUGCUGCGUCUGGCACGAAGGAAAGGGCGUGGUAUGUCCAAAAUGUGGAAGCGGUUUCCGGAGCCCUGAAGCUGUUAGAAUGGCAAGAUGUGGUUGACAAUAUUGAGGAGUACCUAUGGCUUGAGAGUGCUUGCGAUACUGCGGGAAGAAUUCUUUGGGACGAAGUUGUCAGUGAUAGGUUCCUUCAGGCAGGAGUUUAA